Molecule: messenger RNA, 3474 nt
Organism: Chaetura pelagica (chimney swift)
Lineage: Eukaryota; Metazoa; Chordata; Aves; Apodiformes; Apodidae
Gene: DIAPH2
Product: diaphanous-related formin 2
Exons: 28
Coding region: 1-3474 (1157 amino acids)
Biological process (GO): actin cytoskeleton organization; actin filament polymerization
Cellular component (GO): cytoplasm; actin filament
Molecular function (GO): actin binding; small GTPase binding; microtubule binding
Source: RefSeq, a predicted model, not a curated record
AUGCCGUUGCUAAAUUACCCAAUAAAAGCAGAGAAUAUUCAAAUAAAAACUUUGGCAGAUGAUAUGCGUGACAGAAUAACAAGCUUCAGAAGAUCAGCAGUGAAAAAAGAGAAGCCUCUCAUUCAACAUCCUAUUGACUCUCAACCUUCUAUAAGUGAAAUCCCACUUGCCCAGGCACUUGGUGAUGAGCGUUGCAUGAACUUAUCAGAGAAAGAAGUUAUGGAUCUCUUUGAAAAAAUGAUGGAAGACAUGAAUCUAAAUGAAGAGCGUAAAGCUCCUUUAAGAGAUAAAGACUUGGCCACAAAACGCGAGAUGGUUGUCCAAUACAUUUCUGCUACUGCCAAAUCGAUAGUCGGAAGUAAAGUUCCGGGUGGACUGAAAAACAGUAAGCAUGAAUGCACGCUGUCCUCGCAGGAGUACAUUCAUGAAUUGCGAUCUGGAAUUUCAGAGGAAAAGCUGCUUAAUUGCCUAGAGUCUUUGAGAGUGUCUCUAACUAGCAAUCCAGUCAGCUGGGUUAACAAUUUCGGACAUGAGGGUCUUGGUCUUCUGUUGGAUUUAUUGGAGAAGCUUCUGGACAAGAAACAGCAAGAAAGUAUUGAUAAGAAGAAUCAAUAUAAACUUAUCCAGUGCCUCAAAGCAUUUAUGAACAACAAGUACGGAUUGCAAAGGAUUCUAGGAGAUGAAAGAGGUCUCUACCUGUUAUCGAGAGCAAUUGAUCCAAAGCAACCACACAUGAUGACAGAAACAGUGAAAAUCCUUUCUGCUCUCUGCAUUGUUGGAGAAGAAAAUAUUCUGGACAGGCUUUUAGGUGCUAUAACUACUGCUGCUGAAAGACACAAUAGGGAGCGGUUUUCUCAGAUUGUUGAAGGACUGAAAAACCAUGAAUUCUUACAACUGCAGGUAGCAUGCAUGCAACUCAUCAAUGCCCUCGUUACAUCGCCUGAUGAUCUUGAUUUCAGGAUACACCUGAGAAAUGAGUUUUUACGUUGUGGCCUGAAAAAAAUAUUGCCUGGCUUGAAAGACAAGGAAAAUGACGAGCUUGAUAUUCAGCUAAAAGUAUUUGAUGAGAACAAAGAAGAUGACUUAAUUGAACUGUCACAUCGUCUCAAUGAUAUCAGAGCUGAAAUGGAUGAUGUGAAUGAAGUAUUUCAUCUGCUGUAUAAUAUGUUAAAAGAUACUGCUUCUGAAAAUUACUUCUUGUCAAUUCUCCAACACUUUCUGCUCAUUAGGAGUGAUUACUAUGUCAGACCUCAGUAUUACAAGAUCAUUGAAGAAUGUGUAUCACAGAUAGUGCUGCACUGCAGUGGCGUAGACCCAGAUUUUAAAUGCAGAGGAAGGAUGGACGUGGAUUUUUCUCACCUUGUUGAUGCUUGUGUGGACAAAGCUAAAGUAGAAGAGAGUGAAAAGAAAGCAGCAGAAUUUUCCAGAAAGUUUGAUGAAGAGUUCACAGCUCGACAAGAGGCACAAACGGAGCUACAGAAACGAGAAGAGAAAAUCAAAGAACUUGAAAUAGAAAUCAAACAGCUACGAGCCCAGGGUUCAGGCCAGACAGGUCAAUGGGCAGAAGUAGCACCAGCCCUACCAAGUGAGAAUGCGACAACAACUCCAAUGCUUCCACCACCUGGUGGAACAAUACCUCCUCCUCCUCCGUUGCCUGGUGGAGCAAUACCUCCUCCUCCUCCACCUCCUCCUUUACCUGGUGGAGCAAUACCUCCUCCUCCUCCUCCACCCCCUCCACUGUCUGGUGGAGCAAUACCUCCACCACCCCCUCCACUGCCUGGUGGAGUGGGACCUCCUCCUCCUCCACCACCACCUCCGCUGCCUGGUGGUGCAAUACCACCUCCACCUCCUCUGCCUGGUGGAGCAAUACCACCUCCACCACCUCCGCUACCUGGUGGAGCGAUACCACCUCCACCACCUCCGCUACCUGGUGGAGCAGCACCUCCUCCACCACCACCACCUUUUGGUGGACCUCCAAUGCCACCACCUCUUGGAGGUGUUGCUUUUGCUCCAUUUCCAGUGAUACCAGCAUUACCACAUGGGAUGAAGGAGAAAAAAAAGUAUAAUCUGGAAGUCUCAAUGAAGAGAAUCAACUGGUCAAAGAUUGAGCCUCAAGAGAUAGGAGAAAACAGCUUUUGGGUAAAAGCUGAAGAAGAUAAAUUUGAAAAUCCAGAACUCUUUGCAAAAUUGGCACUUACCUUUGGAACACAAAUGAAAGCUAAAAAGGCAGUAGAGGAUUCAGAAGAAAAGAAGACAGUUCAGUCGAAGAAAAGGAUCAAAGAAUUAAGAAUUUUGGAUGGAAAAACUGCACAAAAUUUAUCAAUAUUUUUGGGUUCUUUCCGUUUGCCUUAUGAAGAAAUAAAAAAUAUCAUUUUAGAGGUUGAUGAAGAGAAGCUGAGUGAAUCCUUGAUUCAGAACCUAGUGAAGAAUCUUCCUGAGCAGAAAGAACUCAAUGCCUUAGCUGAAUUAAAGGAUGAAUAUAAUGAUCUUGCUGAACCAGAACAAUUUGGAGUUGUGAUGAGUUCAGUGAAAAUGUUGCGGUCACGUCUCAAUGGGAUCCUUUUCAAGCUUAUGUUUGAAGAGCACGUAAACAAUAUCAAGCCUGACAUUAUGGCGGUUACUCUGGCUUGUGAAGAGCUGAAGAAGAGUGAAAGCUUCAGUAAGCUUUUAGAGUUAGUGCUGUUCCUUGGAAACUACAUGAACUCUGGCUCCAGAAAUGCACAGUCUCUUGGUUUUAAUAUCAGUUUUCUUUGCAAGAUUCGAGAUACUAAAUCAUCAGAUCAGAAAACAACCCUAUUGCAUUUUCUGGCAGAAAUUUGUGAGGAGAAUUACCGUGACAUCUUAAAAUUUCCAGAUGAAUUGCAGCAUGUUGAGAGUGCAAGUAAAGUUUCAGCCCAGACUCUCAAGAGCAACCUUGAUUCCAUGAACAGUCAGAUCCAGCGUCUAGAAAAUGACAUAAAAAAUUUCCCUAAAACACAAGAUGAACAUGAUAAGUUUGUAGAAAAGAUGAGCAGCUUUGCUGAGAGUGCCCGAGAGCAAUAUGAAAAAUUGUCCAACAUGCACAACAACAUGACCAAAUUGUAUGAAAAUCUGGGAGAAUACUUUACCUUUGAUCCCAAAGCAAUAAGCAUAGAAGAAUUCUUCGGUGAUCUGAGCAACUUCAGAACUCUGUUUUUGGAGGCGUUAAAAGAAAACUACAAAAGAAGAGAAUUGGAGGAGAAAACAAAGAGAGCCAAACUGGCAAAAGAGAAGGCUGAACGAGAGAAACUGGAGCGGCAGAAGAAGAAGCAGCAGUUGAUUGAUAUGAACAAAGAGGGUGAUGAGACGGGAGUGAUGGACAGUCUGCUUGAAGCCUUGCAGUCAGGAGCAGCAUUCAGAGAUCGUAGGAAACGAACACCAAGAGCACAGGAUAACAGACGAGUAACUUUGGAAAGGUCUCGUUCUCGCCACAACGGAACAAUUGCAGCUGUAUGA